Messenger RNA from Sitodiplosis mosellana (orange wheat blossom midge), 1965 nucleotides. RefSeq names its product serologically defined colon cancer antigen 8 homolog. Gene Ontology annotation, cellular component: centrosome; centriole. The annotation marks the transcript as partial. The transcript has 7 exons. Lineage: Eukaryota; Metazoa; Arthropoda; Insecta; Diptera; Cecidomyiidae. Gene Ontology annotation, biological process: tube formation; establishment of cell polarity; centrosome cycle. The record is from RefSeq and is a predicted model, not a curated record.
UCGUCGCACGGUAUAAUACUAUCAUCAAUAAAUUACUAUUCAUGACCUUAAAAUAUGUGCAGGUCUCAUUCUUAUAUACAAUAAUCACGCCGUUUCUAUUAUGGCAACGACAAAACAUCAUCGAAUCGAUGAAAAAGUUCUUUGUUUCUUUCUUGAAAUCCAUUUUUGGAUUCCACUAUAAAAGAGUUGAAGUGACUUUAGGUGGUCUUUAAUACUGUGAACUUCAAUCGAGCAACACACAGUUUUUUUUCUUCAGAAAAACCUCUUUGAUUUGAAUCGUUGUAGGAAUUGAUUGUAGAGUGAGAGUUUUGAAUAUUAAAAAAAUGAAAAGUACUGUUGACCUCAUUGGAUGUUCAUCAUCAAGAUCCCAUCGUCCAAAAUACGUGAAACAAUCACCAAGGUCUAGCAACAAUAGUUUCUCCAAUGGACACAAUCGUAAAAAUCAAUAUGGCAGGAAGUCGUUUGAGAAGAAGGACGUACCUAUGUACAAAAUACCAAACCUUAACCAUACCGAUUAUGCUUAUCGAGAAGCAGUAAACAGGUUAAAGUCGAUGUUAGUUGAUUCAUAUAGUGCUACAAAACAAAAUAUUUUUCGCCCUGGAAUUGAGUCUGAUGACGCGAACGAAAUUUUGGUGGUGAAGAGACCUGAUUUAUCAGAAAUCUCCAAAUAUAUACCAUCAUCUGGAUUAUCUCGCUGCUUUAAUUCACAUUUGAACUAUACUACCGCAGCCCAAAUAAAAGUUUUGAAAACAUCCGAUUCGAUUAUAAGUCUUCAACCUGAAAGCCAAUUGGCUACAGCACCCAUCUCUUCUGUACCUAAGCCAAACAAUGACUUGCUUCAAUUCAUUGAAAAACAAGAAGGUUAUAUCGAACAACUAGAACGCGAGUCUCAAUUUUGUCGGGGUGAGCUGAAUAAUAUUCUGAAUAAAGUUAAAGAUGUCAUUAAUGAAAAUGAAGCUUUGAGUGAACAAACAAAACUAGGUACAAUCACCUCGGACACUUCAGAUAGUGGAAGUAAUGACUUGAAUUAUAGAAAACAACCAGAAGAACGACACGAAAAAACUCCAUUGUACGGACCCAAUAUCGUUUUUGAAUCAAGAAUCAGUGAACUUGAAGCACAGUUAGCUCAAGCUGAAAUUGAUAUUAAGAGUCUGUCACAAGAAACCAACACUUCCGAAGUAUAUAAACGACAAAUUGAAACUUUGCAAAGAGACAAAAAGGAACUUGAAGACACUGGCCGAAAAUUACAAUGUUUGGUGGACUCGUUGAAGGCAACCGAUGCUCAAAAUUUUUCAAAUUCUUUGCGGUCACGAGAUAUUGCAGAACAAAGCGCUUUUGAUAAAGCGCAUUCUGACAUGGAAAUUCGUCGAUUACGAGAUGAACUUGAGAGACAACAUGCCCGCGUUCGCGAAAUGCAACAUGAAAUGACAAAAAAAAUUGCUGAAGAACGUUCCUCAGUUGAACGACGUUAUAAUUAUCAAGUUGAUCAGCUAGGUGGAGACCUAAGCAAUCAGUGGGAAACUGCAUCGCGUUUGCAACUAGAGCUAGAGCGUCAAAAACGAGCUGAAGCGGACUAUCGAAGAGAUUUAGCACAAAAAAAUUCACAAAUAGAGGAUCUUAGAUCUGAAAUUAAACAGAAAACAGCAUCGCUUCUUUCAGAUAUCGCACAAGUGAAUGCUGAAAAACAAUCCCUAGAACAAGAAAUAACGUCACUAAGAUUACAGCUUGAGCGCGCUGAACGCCAGUCGAAAGUUGAAUCAUCCAGGUUAAAUGCUGAGGUCGUGUCAUUACGUCAGCGAUUAGAUCGUGCUGAUGCCGACUUACUUCAAUCAAAACGCGAGAACUUACGAUUAAGUGACGAAGUUGCAGCUUUAGACAAAGAAAUUGCAUUGAGCGAUUUGAAUAGAGAAACCAGACCAAGCAAAGAGCUUACAAAAUUAAUGUCAGAUAUGGAAGCUAAACACG